CAUCUAUUGCCCUUCUCAAAUUGUCUAUCUCUCACAAGUCACAACCUCUCUCUCUCUCUCUCUCACUGCUUAGAAUGCCUCUUUUCUUCUCUGUCUCUCUCACAAGAUAGAAGGACAGAGAGGCAUUCGUCGGUGCUCAUUGUAACCAAGUGAGUGUGCAAAGUAGUGAGAGCUUUUACUACUACACAAAAGUGUAGUGUUUGUGUAGUGUGUUUGAGAGAGAACAGAGAUCUGCACUAUUCUUUACCAUUCCUUCUUAGCCUCCAAAAAAUUCUACCAUUUCAACCAACCCCAUCUUUCUAGCUACCCAUUUCAAUCCCAUAUAACAAAAGGGGUAUCAUAUCACAUUCAUAAUUUUUACCACCUUUUUAUCUGCAAAAAUGGCUGAAUCUCAACCUGUUUUGAUUCCUGAGACAAUCCCUGGUGUGAAUUACGACGUGGGUAGUCAGCUGAAGCUGAUUUGGGAUGUGAUCAAAGCGCCAUUGAUCGUUCCCCUGCUGAAUCUCUGCGUGUACGUUUGUUUGGCAAUGGCUCUGAUGCUGUUCAUGGAGAGGGUUUACAUGGGCAUCGUCAUCGUCCUCGUGAAGCUUUUCUGGAAGAAACCUGAACAGCGCUACAAUUACGAGCCUCUACAAGACGAUGAGGAACUUGGUGGUGCCAAUUUCCCUGUGGUCCUCAUUCAAAUUCCAAUGUUCAAUGAAAAAGAGGUUUACAAGGUCUCCAUUGGAGCAGCUUGUGGUCUUUCAUGGCCUACAGAUCGUCUCGUGAUCCAAGUCCUCGAUGAUUCUACUGACCCAGUGGUCAAGCAAUUGGUGGAGAUGGAAUGUCAAAGAUGGGCUAGCAAAGGCAUCAACAUAACGUACCAAAUCAGAGAGACCAGAGGGGGAUACAAAGCGGGUGCACUCAAAGAAGGCCUAAAACGUAGCUAUGUCAAACACUGCGAGUAUGUGGCCAUUUUCGACGCCGAUUUCCGGCCGGAGCCCGAUUUUCUCCGGCGAGCCAUUCCCUUUUUGGUGGGGAACCCUGAACUUGCACUUGUUCAAGCUCGUUGGAGAUUUGUGAAUUCGGAUGAGUGUCUAUUGACAAGAAUGCAAGAGAUGUCACUGGAUUACCAUUUCACUGUGGAGCAAGAAGUUGGGUCAGCUACUCAUGCUUUCUUUGGAUUCAAUGGCACAGCAGGUGUUUGGAGGAUUGCAGCAAUCAAUGAAGCAGGAGGGUGGAAAGACAGAACAACUGUGGAAGAUAUGGACCUUGCUGUUCGUGCCAGUCUUAGGGGAUGGAAAUUUUUGUACCUUGGUGACCUCCAGGCAAAAAGUGAGCUUCCCAGUACUUUGAGAGCCUUCAGAUUCCAGCAGCAUCGAUGGUCUUGUGGUCCUGCUAAUCUGUUUCGCAAAAUGGCCAUGGAGAUUAUAAGGAACAAGAAAGUGAAGUUCUGGAAGAAAGUCUAUGUCAUAUACAGUUUCUUCCUUGUUCGCAAAAUCACAGCUCACAUGGUCACAUUCUUCUUCUACUGCGUCGUGAUUCCCCUCACAAUUUUGGUCCCUGAGGUUCAUGUUCCCAUAUGGGGUGCUGUUUAUAUCCCUUCUGUCAUCACUAUCCUCAAUUCAGUUGGAACACCAAGGUCCAUUCAUCUUCUGUUCUACUGGAUCCUUUUCGAGAAUGUGAUGUCGCUGCACCGUACCAAAGCAACCAUCAUAGGUCUACUAGAAUAUGGAAGGGCCAAUGAAUGGGUUGUCACUGAAAAACUUGGAGAUUCCGUCGCCAAUAAUAAUAAGAAAACAGGAGAUGCUGCUAAGAAGACUAAUGUCAAAGCUACCAAGAAAACCAAAUCCAAAUUUCUGGAGAGACUUAAUUACCUGGAGUUGGCAUUCGCUGGCUUCCUGUUCUUGUGCGGGUGCUAUGACUAUGUCCAUGGGAAGCACAACUACUUCAUCUACCUCUUCCUUCAGACCUUAUCCUUCACAAUUGUUGGAGUUGGCUAUGUUGGAACCAUCGUGUAAAGCUCUGCGACAUCUCGAGUUACUUAAGUCGUGUUAAUAGUUUUCUAGUUUCUCCUCUGCAACUUGCUGCACCAAAAUCUAUUACAGCUAGUUAGAGCAGAUCGUCAUUUUCAUUUCGGAAAGGAGAAGUUCUUUUCGAGAUUCUGUUAUCAUAGAUCAAGAUACUACAAAUCACAGACAGUGUGCAGUUAUUGUUAGGAUUUGAAUUGGCAAUACACAGGCUUAAGGACAACCAAGAAGAUGUAUCAAAAAUCGCUUGAAUUAUAUAACCUUUAGAAAACUUGUUUAGACA
Lotus japonicus is the source of this 2292-nucleotide messenger RNA. RefSeq names its product glucomannan 4-beta-mannosyltransferase 2. The transcript has 9 exons. Gene Ontology annotation, cellular component: Golgi apparatus. Bases 381 to 2000 code for a protein of 539 amino acids. Gene Ontology annotation, molecular function: mannan synthase activity. NCBI's taxonomy places the organism in Eukaryota, Viridiplantae, Streptophyta, Magnoliopsida, Fabales, Fabaceae. The record is from RefSeq and is a predicted model, not a curated record.